AUGAUCAAGCUAUUUCUUCGAUACAAUAUACUGCAAUUUAUUUGGACUAUUCUUCUUAGCAUUCACGCAUGUAGGGCAGACCUAAGAAGUAGUUAUUCACAACUGCAUUAUGGACAAAAACUGGAAAGAAGGAUGAUAACGUCGUAUGAUGGAUACAGUAUUCUGGAUUGUGUAGAAGAUUGUCUGAGAACAACACGAUGUCGGUCCAUUAACUACUACCAAGGAGCCCACUUCUGUCAGACCAACUUUGAGAAGAGGACAACUGUACCUGGACUCUACAUAGUGAAGCCUGGCUGGAUAUACAGCGAUAUAGAAGACUGGGACAAGGAAAUUGCAGGAGCCUGUUCGCGGUCAAAUUGUCGCAUUAAUGAAAAGUGCAUUCCACAACCCUUUGACCAGUUUACCUGCGUCAUUUCAGAUUGCGGUGAACCUAGGGGUGAAGGAUUUUCAAUGGAACAUGUACGUGAAUGGGACGCUAUUGGAAUAACAAGAGGAAUGCAUAUCACUUGCGCCGCUAAAUAUAAUCAGUUAGGCUCUGAGCUAUUUGUCUGUCGAUCUAACGGAACGUGGAGGACGGAUUUGAGCUGUCAUAAAAAUUAUGAAAAUCUAAGUAGAAGAAACAAAACAGUACUCACCCAAAGUUCGACCUACCGCUUCAACAUAGCAUCAAUUGCUAAUGAUGGCGAUGUUCAGACUACCGAACCCAAAUGCGCUAUCACUGCGCUAAAUCACACUAAAGCAUGGCUGCAGGUCGACUUCGGACAACCCUACAUAAUACACAAUGUCAAAAUAUAUCACAGGAGAGAAGGGGAUGGACCUUCAGCGUGGAAGCAGUAUCAAUUCAGACAGUUCUACCUAGAUGCCUCAAACUUUUCAGCAACACAGACGACAACGUCACAGAGGACUCGUUGUUACACCGAUAACACGACUGCCCCAGACUUACCCACAAACAUUAUAGACAUACCUUGUAAACAGACGGCUAGAUACGUCAUUGUGGAGACCACUUAUGACGCACCUGAAGAUGAUUACCUUGAUGAACACGGGGCGAUCCUUGAAAUAUGUGAAAUAAAAGUAUACGGAUGCGAAGUUGAUACAUAUGGGGUUGACUGCAUGCCAUGCAUCGGGUGUCAAUAUUGUGAUAAAUCCAGCGGUGUGUGUGAUGCAUGUGAAGAAAUGCUAAUGCUUUCACGUUAGAAUAUAAAUCAAACGUUUUCGUUUAGUAAUGACUUUUUGUUUCACAAAAAUGAUUAAAACAAACUUGUUGUAGUUGAGUGUUAAUCAAACAGUUUUUUCGUUGUUUUUGAGUUAGAGAAAAAAAUGCAUUCUGAUAAAAAUAAAAAUAAAUAAUCAGGAAUUGUAUAAACGCCUCUUGUAUUAUCCAUGUAAGUGCUCUAACACUGUAUU
Molecule: messenger RNA, 1404 nt
Organism: Magallana angulata
Lineage: Eukaryota; Metazoa; Mollusca; Bivalvia; Ostreida; Ostreidae
Exons: 7
Coding region: 1-1194 (397 amino acids)
Source: RefSeq, a predicted model, not a curated record